Messenger RNA from Prunus armeniaca (apricot), 858 nucleotides. The record is from the annotation of a GenBank genome assembly. Lineage: Eukaryota; Viridiplantae; Streptophyta; Magnoliopsida; Rosales; Rosaceae.
AUGGAAGCGUCUCCAAGAAAACCAUCGGAGAGAAGCAGGAGCCGCGAGAAGCUGGUGGGGAGGGUAAUAUGGCCGGCAAUCCGAGGGCAAAAUUGUCCAAUAUGCUUGGGAGCCCUGGAAUCUCGCAGCGCAGCGGUGCUCACGUCGUGUAACCACGCCUACUGCGUCCGAUGCAUUCGAAAAUGGAGCGGGUUGAGACGAAAGUGCCCUCUCUGCAACGCCGACUUCGAUUCUUGGUUCUCCCAUAUCAGCCUAUCUUCUCGAAGCUUCCACAGAGAGAUUUUGCCACCUCUGGAUAGCAGUUCUAGUUCUAGAAGCUUCAGACUUCAACAAGAAGAGCAUCCUUCAAGGCAUGUGAGAAAUAGUGAACGGAGGCGAUCAAGGCCUUUGCCAUGGCGGCGAUCGUUUGGACGGCCAGGAUCAGUCACUCCUGAUGUGAUUGCCGAAAGGAAGCUUCAAUGGCGUGUCAGUGUAUAUGAAAGACGCUUGCAAGCUGUUCCUUCAGCUCCAAGAAGUCGUCUUCAAGUGAGUGUACCAAUAAAUGACGGUGUUAAAGAGAGAAUUUUGCAAAGAAUAGAACCAUGGAUUCGUAGGGAGCUGCAGGCUCUUCUCAGAGACCGAGAUCCAUCUAUUAUUGUUCAUGUGGCCACCUCACUCUUCAUUGCAAGCCUUGAAAACGAGGGUCGUGUCCCUUCAGGACAGUGUGAUGUUCGAGAUGACUUCCUUGCACGGUUGCGUCCUUUUCUCCUUGAUCGAACUGAUAUGUUUUGGCACGAGCUAAGAUGUUUUGCCGAGAGUUCAUUUAACAUGGAAACCUAUGAUGCAGUGGUUGAGUAUAAAAGGCUCCGUCGAAUGUAG